GGGGGCCCUGCAUCUACUGACAUGUCCAAUCAGAUCGACCCAUUCGAGACGAGGUCCGAAGUUCAGUGAUUGGCGAUUUUCGCCCUUGUUAUGAGAGUGGCGGUAAAUAUACCAACCUUACCAGCCAGGGCCCCAAAACCCAUGUUUCGCUGCAACCUGGAUGCCUGGCGUCAUGCCAUGGCCGUCGGUUUUCAUACCAACCACUUGGUGAGGUAAAAUCAAAUGUUACACUGGAAUCUGGAGAAUACACCGAUAAAUACAGUGAGACGGGUCGCUACGUACCGGCAUCAUGACGUGCAGUACUUCACCGAUGUGGAAACUCGCCUGUGUUGAGUAGGAAGUUGGGCGGCGUCCCCUGUAGCUGACUGCAGCACACUGGCUUCGUGUCUUGCUCGUUAUCGCGAUGCACUGGCAGCCUCUCGAUCAGGUAGCAAUGGUCUUGACGGACUACUAUUGCAACUAUGCGCUCAGCCUACCAUACCCCCUCUUCUUGGUCGCAUGGUGGCUGAGAAAGCCCCUGUCGACACCUCGACAGUCGCCACAUGGAGAGGCGGGGUGCAGUCCACAUUCUCUCUCUAUCACUAUAGACAUUUUGGGCCCAAGGUCCAAGCCAAGCCAGCGCUAUUCAAGGUACAUUGCUAUCCUCCUCGGAGACCUUGAUGGCAAAUAGUUUCCGAAUCCCGCAUCACACAUUAUUGUGACUGCCGCCUCUUCCUACACCAGGCUGUGCAAAAGC
Molecule: messenger RNA, 736 nt
Organism: Bipolaris maydis ATCC 48331
Lineage: Eukaryota; Fungi; Ascomycota; Dothideomycetes; Pleosporales; Pleosporaceae
Source: RefSeq, a predicted model, not a curated record